This is a messenger RNA of Ostrea edulis (European flat oyster), 4065 nucleotides long. RefSeq lists its product as uncharacterized. NCBI's taxonomy places the organism in Eukaryota, Metazoa, Mollusca, Bivalvia, Ostreida, Ostreidae. The record is from RefSeq and is a predicted model, not a curated record. The transcript has 3 exons. Gene Ontology annotation, cellular component: nucleus. Bases 1 to 492 code for a protein of 163 amino acids.
AUGAGCAAACGGAAGCUGAACUGGAGUGUUGCAGAAAUUGAGGCCCUGAUGGGAGCUGUAACGGAAAAUAUAAGAGUCGUGAAGGGAAAGUUUACCCCCUCAUUGACGAAUGAGGUUAAAAAUCGCCAGUGGAUGGCGUUAACCGAGCGAGUAAAUGCAGCUAAUGUGUCUAAGCGUGAUCGAGAUGUAGCAGAAGUAAAGAAAAAAUGGCAAGACUUCAGUAGCCAAACGAAAAAGAAGGAGGCCAUGAGGAUUCAUCACAGGCAAGCAACUGGAGGAGGUCCUGCAAUAGAAGAUGAUCUGAAAUCAUGGGAAACUCUGAUCAUUGGAACAUUUUCCAAGAGUGCCGUUGAAGGGGUGCCGGGUGGGGUGGAUUCUGGAGCACUAUCCUCAUCACAAAGCCGAAUACUGUUAGAGAAAGGUACAGUGUAUUUAUGGAUGAUUCCUCUUUCCUUUAUGAUGAUUAAGAAUAAGGGGAGGGUAGGCAGAUGAGAAAAUACACACCUUUGAUGGUGUUCUACAGAGACACAUCAGAGUUUGGGGCCUCAGCAUGUGAUCAAUUUUUUUUAUUGAAAUACAAUUUUUUUUAAAUUCUUUUAAAAAGUACAUUAGCUAAAGAAGAGCAAAAAGUACAAUAGCUAUAAAGAAGAUCAUGUAGGGUCAAAGGAACUCGUGUGAGUGAUGUGGCCCAUGGUCCUAUGGUUUUUCUUGUGUAAUCACCUAAUUGGGAUCAAAUAGAGUUUAUUGAAUUGAACUUUAUUUUGUAAGAAACACCAUAUGUAUUUGAGGCAACUCUUGCUGAACAAUCACCUGCUGCUGAACAACCAUCUGCCUUCAUCACAGGUUUGUUUUUUUAUGCCUCUACAUGUAGAAAUUUAACCUGUGUUAAUGUACAAUGACAAUACCAGUGAAAUAUAUUUAAAAAAUGUUCAAUGGAUAAGAUACAGUACAUGUUUUUUGUUUUGUUUUGCUGUUUAAAUGCAUAAAGUUAACACAAUACAUGUAUUUAAGAAGGAGCAACAAUGAUAUGGAUGGAAGGUGGAGGAUAUAUGUACAAGAAUGUUUUAUAAUUGAAAAAUUUCAAAAUUACCCAUUUAGUUUUUUUUAAAAAUGCAGUUUUAGAAGAAAGUGUAACCUGAUUAAAUUUAAAACCCCUGCAAGACUUGAACCCAUGCUACUAAGCUAGGCAAAUAUAUUUAAAAGGGAUAGACAAAUAUUGCUGAUAUUCAUAAUUUUAUUGAUGUUUUAAAAGGAAGUCGGUCAUUAUAAUGAUGUGUUAGUCCUCCUUAUAAUACUUAUUGAUAGCAAUUUUUAGAUCCAAUGUCUGGACAGUUUUAUUUAAUACAUGCACUUGUACAAGUACACAUAUGUGCUCUGAUUUAUGGAAUACAUAUAUAUAAUUUCAGAUAACUCCAGUGAAAAGCCUGUGAGUGAGGAGUUUGAGACAGGUAUUGUAUAUACAUGUACACUAAUCUAUUUUUCAUACUUCGAGAAAUUUGGAAGUAUUCAAUGGUUUAACAGUAUAGGCAAAGUAGACCUACAAAACUGGUAUUUCCUGUAAGGGGAAACUUUCUGUGAUCCAUUAUCCUUUUAAGGUAUCAAAUUAUUUUCUGCGUUUUCAAUUUCUGCGAUUGCAUUAUACCAAUCUAUACCUAAUUUUAUAUUGAUAUAUACAAUUGUAUAUUUUGCGAUUGUAAGUUUAUGGGAUUUUUCAUGUCUGCAAAAAAUGGAACACCACAGAAAAUACCCAUUAUACAGUAUUUACCCCCAGAACUUGUACGAAUUAAGCUUUAUAAAAUAUCACCAAUAAAUAAGCAGUGUUGUAUAUAAUUUUGGGGAAAAAAAUAUAUAACAGUGAGAAUCUACCUUUUCUAUUUUCACAUGUUUUCAGUUAUGUUUGCAAAUUCUUUGCCUUCUGCUGGUGGAGCAGCUGUGUGUUCUAGCGGUACCUCCACACAGAACAAGAAAAAAAAAGGAAGAGUCCCUGUAAGUCAUUUGAUUGAGAGUCAUAUAUGUUUCAAUUGCUUACAUCAUCAAAGUCUUAAUUUAGCUAAGCUGCUUUGUAUUUCCGUCUAUAGACUUUAAGACUUCUACAGAUUUUGACAAUCUGACAAAAAUAGCAAAACAUCAGCAACAUAAAGUGUUGAUCAUGCUAAUAAGAAAAUGUUUGAAACCCAAAACUGUAGUUACUGUAGAAGAAGAUGGUAAUGACUUGUAUUUUUAUUAGGUGAUGACACCGAAGACGAUGUCAGGUUGAAAAUCGAAUUUAUCAAUUUGGGAAAAGAACGGAAUAGAGCUGUGAAGGAAUACAGAGCCAAGAAGUUGGCAUUUUAUGAAGAGAUAACUCAGCAGCAGGGUGAAAUGAUUCAACUUCAAAUGAAGACAGCAACAGCCUUGGAGUUAAUUGCAUCAAAAUGUCAACAAACAGCAACCUUAAUACCAUCACCCUUUUCUGUUUCUCCUAUAAUCAGAUUUGAUAGCUAGAUAUGCACCAUCUGUUAGUUUAAACAUGUACCAUAUUUAAGGUAGAUCGAUCCUCAUGUGAUGUCAUAGAUUUUUACAAAAAUCUGUAUUCAAUCAAAAUUUAACUGAUAGAAAUAUAUCUUUGCUGGUACAUAUAUUUCCUCUACUGCAUGUCUAUUGUACAAUUAUUUUCCUACUAUCGACAAUUAAUUGAUACAUAUUAGCAUUUUUCUAAAUUGUUGACGUUAGAUAUUUUUCAUUUUAACAAGUUUUUUUUCUAUACUUAUUAUUCCUCUUUGCAUAUAUAAUUGUGUGAUUUUCUAAUGUUGACCUACACUUCUGUUAUUUGUUUGUCUGACAUCUUUUUUAAAAAAAAGGUGGCUGCAUAAUACAUUUUCUUUGGUUAUUAAUUGAAUUAAACUAUAUUGUGUGGAAAUGUAUACAGUUUUUUCCACUUUCAAUCUAUUAAUAUUGAUAACUCACAUGAGGGUGGAACUACCUUAAACAUGUACCAUAUCUAGUAUCUUAAUUGUGUCUUAUUUAUAUUUUAUAUUGAAGUUAUAUAUAUGUGAAUUCUUUAAGGUUGCUAUUGUCCUCAGAUGAAGCUAUAAACAUUUCACUCUGCUGUUGAGAAAUGGGUAAUUAUCAUAUUUUCUUAUUAUCAAAGGACUGCACAUGAAAUGCCUGUAAUUGUUGAAGGAUGAAAACUGAGUUAUUCCCCUUUAAUUUGUCCAUGCAGUCUCUGUAUUCAUUACUCUUUACUUAUACAUGCAACAGUAUUUGUUCCUUUCUUUUUCCAAGUUCAUAGUUUGCUAUAUUGUACUUUGAUUUAUAUUUUGACAUCACUUGUGUGUGCAUAUUGUCCAUACUCAGAGUAGAGACAAAUAAGUUCAAAAAAGAAAUAUUUGAUAAUAAUGUAAAUUGUGAAAAAAAUAUUGCAAUGGUAGUACUUUAAAAUUCAUAAUGUAACAAAAUGAAUUUGAUGUAAGAAUCAUUGUUUUUUUUUUGGGGGGGGGGGUGGGUGGGUUUGGCCAAGAGAUGUAGGGAUUACACUCCCCCUCCACCUCUAGAUUUACAAUUACUGUUCUUCAUGAAUUGCAUGCACUUAUAGCUGACAGUAUGUUUAUUCAUUUUCAAUGCAUACCACAUUUAUCUAUAUUUUUGUUUAAUAUUUGAUUCUCUUGAAUAAAUGUACAUGAGGUAAUUACUUAACACUUCCGUAAUUUUGGAGAGACAAAACUGAAAUGUUCCCCUUUGAUUUCUUAAUGCGAUAUAGCUUACCUACACAUAUCUUUAAUUACAACGGAAUUUGUUCAUUUCUUUUUUCGAAGUUGAUAGUUUGAAUUUAUUGCGUACCGGUAGUUUGAUUUUUAUUUUUGUCAACACUUGUGUGUUUGUUGUCCUUCUUCAAAGAUCUAUAGUGGUGUCUUCACUAAAUGAUUAAAACACUUCUUAUGAUGUCCGAUAUAUUUAUAUCUAUUUAUGAAGAAUAUAAAAAAGAUUUGUGACAUAAUUUUGAUGCAAAGCAUCAAUCUGGCAACUAAAAUUAUACACAUUCUAAACUACAAAUUGUACAUGCAUUUCUAUAGCAUUACACAGGAA